CAAAAAAUGUCAGGACAUCCUAAUAUGAACACGUUUAGGAAAAAACUCCACUUGCUAAGAAUAAAUCACCAUCUUAUGCGUAUUUAGUUAUCUGUAACACGUAGUUCAACAAACCAUCCCUCUAUCCCCCCCUUGAAUGAGUUACCCACAGUUACAUGGAAUAUGAUGUAACACGUGCCGGCUUUUUGACCCUACAGUCAUAAAUAUUAGUCUGCCGGUAAUUUGGAGAACAUUCGACAUUUACAUCUGAAUGGGUCAGUAGGCGGUAAGUGAUGUAUCCAACUCGCCGCUGCUCAGCCCUUAUGGGCCAAACGUGUAUAUCCUCGCUGGAGGGUGGCAUCACCAGAAGAGUGUUUGGUUCCACCGCGGCUGGUCUACCCCCGGCGGAAACAAGGUGCCAUUAUCACCGAGGCAAAGGUGGCGAGCUGAAGAAGACUGGUCGACAGCCCAAGUCACUUGUUGAGUCCACAACGGAAAGAGCGGCCGUUUUUCCAAUGGGCAGCAACGCCAGCAGGUUAAGUACAUUGGCUCAGACGCUGAACAGCACCCCCAUGGAUCAAACAGAACAGAAUCCAAACCCAGAAGACUUUGUUGAGCUUGACCCCGACCAGCUGCUAAGGGAGUGUGAGGAAGCCCUCCUGAGACGUCCAGCCAGGCCCCACAGAGAUCUGGUGUAUCCCAAGGGAGCCGCACACUUCCGCCACCAGCUCGGCCCCUCCAUACGAGUGAUGCAGUGGAAUAUACUCGCACAAGCACUAGGUGAAGGGAAGGAUGGAUUUAUUCGGUGUCCUCUGGAGGCCCUCAACUGGAAGGAAAGGAAGUAUCUCAUCCUGGAGGAGAUCCUCACCUAUCGCCCUGACAUUGUUUGCCUGCAGGAAGUUGACCAUUACUAUGACACUUUCCAGCCAAUCAUGGCCAGCCUAGGUUACCAUGGGAGUUUCUUGGCCAAGCCUUGGUCUCCUUGUCUAGAUGUAAAACAAAACAAUGGACCCGAUGGUUGUGCAUUGUUCUACCGCCUCUCGCGUUUCUCCCUGCAGACUUCAGUUCAUUUGCGGCUGUCGGCAAUGAUGUUACCCACCAACCAGGUAGCCAUUGUGCAAAUACUGAACUGCCGGCUAACAAGUCGGCGACUCUGUGUGGCUGUUACGCAUCUAAAAGCUCGAAGUGGCUGGGAAAGGCUAAGGAGCGCACAGGGUGCUGACCUGCUACACAGCUUACGAAACAUAACUUCCAGGAGUGGAGGAACCCAGGAUCUGCAGUCAUCAGAGGCAGAUCCGCUAGUUGUAUGUGGAGAUUUCAACGCAGAGCCCUCAGAGGAUGUUUACCGCCACUUCAGAUCAUCCCCGCUUGGCUUGGACUCUGCUUAUAAGCUGCUGAGUUCUGACGGACAGACAGAGCCACCUUAUACUACGUGGAAGAUCCGCCCCACCGGAGAAAGUUGCAGCACACUUGAUUAUAUCUGGUAUACUCGUAAUGCUUUGAGUGUGGACUGCCUGUUGGAUAUUCCCACUGAAGAUCAGAUUGGUCCAGACCGCUUACCCUCGUUUCACUACCCCUCAGACCAUUUAUCACUGCUUUGUGACAUCCGCUUCAGAGAGGGUUAAUGUGCACCGACAUCCGCAGAACAGCCACAUUUAGUAAGAUGAGUGAUAGUGAAGUUAUUUAUUAUAGGAUAAUAUAUGCUCCAACCAAAAUAGGCAUUGGAACACAGUCCAACUGUUAUUAUUCAGUGAGGUUUUUGACAUAAUUUGUAGACUGAUUUCUUGAAAUUUGAACAUGUUCAGGUUUAUUUUCAAUGAACAGCUACUGAAGUCAAGUCGAUUCUAUUAUUUAUUAUUAUGAUUGAGAUUUUAAAGUUGUUUCCUAAAUACCUACCAGACCAAUUGUAUUUAUUGUUCUUAGCAAUAUUUUGAUAUUAAUCUAAUAUAUUAAUUGAAACAGAAGGCUUUGAUUUUACAUCAUACUACACAUUAUUGCAGAAAUAAAAUACUGUGGUAUUUUUUA
Messenger RNA from Nerophis lumbriciformis (worm pipefish), 2004 nucleotides. RefSeq names its product nocturnin a (gene nocta). Gene Ontology annotation, molecular function: poly(A)-specific ribonuclease activity. Gene Ontology annotation, biological process: circadian rhythm. The record is from RefSeq and is a predicted model, not a curated record. NCBI's taxonomy places the organism in Eukaryota, Metazoa, Chordata, Actinopteri, Syngnathiformes, Syngnathidae.